Messenger RNA from Amphimedon queenslandica, 4274 nucleotides. RefSeq names its product multidrug resistance-associated protein 7-like. The record is from RefSeq and is a predicted model, not a curated record. Bases 51 to 4274 code for a protein of 1407 amino acids. Lineage: Eukaryota; Metazoa; Porifera; Demospongiae; Haplosclerida; Niphatidae. The transcript is spliced from 23 exons. Gene Ontology annotation, biological process: transmembrane transport. Gene Ontology annotation, cellular component: membrane. Gene Ontology annotation, molecular function: ATP hydrolysis activity; ATP binding; ABC-type transporter activity.
CCCUACUGGAAAAGAAAACUAAGAGAGGGUGAGAGUAAAGCUUUUAAAAUAUGAGUGAAUAUGCUUCCUUCUGUCACUCUCCUUUAUUGAAAAGACACCCCGGGCCUCCUCUGAUAGACACCCAGUUCAUAUUUUGGAAGGAUGGUGAUUUCGGACUUUGCUUUGAAGAGAUAUUCAUCCUUAGCCUCUCCUACUCUCUUCUCUCUCUGGUGAGCGCACUUUACGCUGGACUCUACAGGUCUCGUAACAGGAGACAGAGGCCAUCACUGGGUUUACUAGCUCGUGGUAUCCUCGUUACAAUACUAGGAAUCAACUCCAUCACUAAACUGGUCUCUUCUUUCUGGUUGAUUCCAUCUCUCUCCUACUCUCUCCUUCUUUCUCAGUCCCUCUCAGUGUUAGCAUGGAUCAUUCAUUCUCUCUCUCUUUUUGUUCUCUCUUUCUCUCCUACUCAUACCGGCCUUGGUCCACUGCCCCUUAACCUGACCUGGGGACUCACCCUUCUCUCCACUAUCCUUCGCUUUCGCUCCGUCAUACACUACUUAAACCACGGCUCUACUCUUCCGUCCUACCUCUCGUCCAGCGUUAUUCAAAUCACCAGCUACAUUGAGUUUGGGGUCCAAGUAGUGUACAUUUUCCUUUUAUUUGUUCCGGCCGGUAAACAUCGGUCAAGCCACACCCCUUUAUUAGGCUCCACCCAGUUCCGUCAAGGUGAGGAUGAAGAGGAGAUAUUGGACGAUGGUGAUGAGCUGUUGGUAACAUCACACGGUAUACAGGAAUAUGGAUCGGUUAGACCACACCCUACUCUGAGACGAUUCCGUUUACCAGAUGCUUCAGAGGAUCGAGCUAAUCCGUUAUCACUUCUCUCCUUUUGGUGGGUACAGCCUCUCAUGAAGAGGGGAUCACUAGGGUUGCUACGACGACCACAGGACCUCCCUCUAAUGCCCAAGGCUUUGUGGACGUCUACCGUUAGAGAAAGAUUUCAAAGGAUUUUUAAUCCUGAUAGAGGCGGAGCUAGGGCUGACACUGAGCUAUAUUCUCUCAAAUCAAUGGACAGGCUCUCAGUAUCUCACUCAAGUCAACCAUCUUUAGCAGCAGCUGCUCAUAAUACAGCUCCUAACAUUACUGACCCUCCUCCUCCUCCUCAUCAUCAUCAUCAGAUGUCCCUGGUACGUGCUCUUAACUGGUCCUUUGGUCUCCAUUAUUAUCCUCUCGGUAUUAUGAAGCUAGUUAAUGAUGUGAUUGGUUUUGGAGGCCCUUUACUCUUACACCAGCUGGUGGCUUUUAUGGAGAAUAGAACAGAGCCCAUGUCUCAUGGCUAUUAUUACGCUCUUGGUCUGUUCUUAAGUACUUUAUUGACGGCAGUUCUCAACGCUCACUUCACAUAUCAAGUAAACAAGGUUUGUAUUAAGAUUCGUGGGUCUCUCGUUACUGAAAUAUUUCGUAAAUCAUUAUCAGUUAGUACCGUAGGGAUGGGAGACUAUUCUACUGGUCAGGUUGUUAACCACAUGAGUACUGAUGUGGAUCGUAUCGUUAAUUUCUGUCCAAGUUUCCAUCAGUUUUGGAGCUUACCUUUUCAAAUAUCAGUAUCUUUAUACCUCUUAUAUAGACAGGUUGGACUUGCUUUUAUUGCCGGAGUGGUCUUUUGUAUAUUACUUAUUCCAGUUAAUCGCUGGCUGGCAAAGAAGAUUGGAGAGCUAAGUACAAAAAUGAUGACACAGAAAGACAACAGAGUUAAAUUGAUGACAGAGAUUCUUACUGGAAUCCGAGUUAUUAAGUUCUACGCUUGGGAGAAGAACUUUGCCGACAAAGUGAACAACAUCAGGUCCUCAGAGUUGAAGUCCUUAGCGGGUAGGAAAUACCUCGAUGCUUUGUGUGUUUAUUUUUGGGCGACCACCCCAGUCCUGAUUUCAAUAAUGACAUUCUCAACUUACGUUGCUCUCGGACACAAACUAACAGCUGCCAAAGUGUUUACAAGUCUUGCCCUAUUCAAUAUGCUAAUCAGUCCUCUUAACGCCUUCCCUUGGGUACUCAAUGGUCUCGUUGAGGCUUGGGUUUCCGUAAAGAGAGUCCAAGAGUUUCUGCGUCUCCCUGAGAUAGACCCGUCCUCCUACUACCUGGCAGCUGGUGCCUAUCCUGAGUCUCUCUCCAGUGAGGAGCGGGAUGCUGUUAGUAUCAGCAAUGCCUCCUUCAGCUGGAGGAGGGAGGAGGAGAGAGGAGACACUUUCACUGAAUGGAGUCUGAAGAAUAUUGAUAUUAGCAUUAAGAGGGGAUCUUUUGUUGGUGUUACUGGUAAAGUUGGAUCGGGCAAGUCUUCUCUCCUGUCUGCCAUUACAGCAGAGAUGAGGAAGAUAAGAGGAAAAAUUUAUGUGUCUGAUUUGGUCGAAGGGUUUGGAUUGUCUAGCCAGGAGUCAUGGAUACAAUAUGCCACAGUCAAAGAGAACAUACUGUUUGGACUGCCCUAUGAUCCUGAUAGAUAUGCAGCUGUAGUUUAUGCUUGUGCACUAGAAGAGGAUUUAAAGUCAUUACCAGCUGGUGAUCAAACUGAAGUUGGUGAGAACGGAGUGACAUUAAGCGGUGGACAAAAAGCAAGGCUGGCUCUAGCAAGAGCUGUCUAUCAAGAUAAAGAUGUCUACCUGCUGGAUGAUCCAUUAGCAGCUGUAGAUGCUCACGUAGCGUCCCACCUCUACACCCACUGUAUCACCGGACUCCUUAAAAACAAGACAAGGAUCUUGUGUACCCACCACAUCAGGUUCCUCCAGGAAACCGACUGCGUCAUAGUUUUAUCAAAUGGCGGUAUUUCUCUCACUGGAGCACCUGCUACUGUACUGCCUCUUAUAGAAGGGAAUGAGUUUAGACCCAGGAAACUAUCAGGAUCUCACAAACAGGUAACUGAAAGACCAGCUGCUGAGGUGAUUAAAGAAGAAGAUGAGAGUAUGACUGAUGGUGUACUAGUGAAGGAGGAGGAGAUGGAGGAGGGUGUGGUCAAAGUAGGCGUGUACUGGUCCUACUGGGUAUCAGUUGGGCUGGUACUGGCACCAGCUGUACUCCUCUCACUGUUUCUAAUGCAAGCGUCACGUAAUGUCAGCGACUGGUGGUUAUCGUUCUGGAUCAGUCACACGAGGAAAGAUGAACGUCAUAAUUUAACAUCAUUACUGGAAUCAGCUCCGAUAUCAACAAAUUCACAGCCACACCUAUCAUUUUAUCUUGGAAUAUACGGAGGAUUAGCAGCUGCUAACACACUCUUCACGUUGCUAAGAGCCUUCCUUUAUGCCUAUGGAGGUCUAGAGGCUGCAAGAGUUCUUCAUAAGAAACUUUUGUCCGCCAUUUUGGGGGCACCUGUUUGGUUCUUUGACAUUAAUCCUAUCGGAAGAAUAGUGAAUAGAUUCUCAUCUGAUCUGUACGCUAUUGAUGAUUCUCUUCCUUUUAUUUUAAAUAUUUUACUCGCUCAAUUGUUUGGACUAAUGGGGACGCUAAUCAUCACCUGUUACGGGUUGCCAUGGUUUCUCGUCCUACUGGUACCUCUUGCCAUAAUUUAUUAUUACAUUCAGAAAUAUUAUAGAAGAACAUCCAGGGAACUAAAAAGGCUCUCUACAGUGACUCUGUCUCCGGUCUAUGCUCAUUUUCAAGAGACUCUGACUGGUCUUACAACCAUCAGAGCUCUGAGAGCUACGAAGAGAUUCAUGAAAGAGAACGAGACAAAACUGGACAUGAGCCAAAGGGCAAACUAUGGAAGUUAUGCAGUUGCCCAGUGGUUAAGCAUUAGACUACAGAUGUUGGGCGUGGCUAUGGUAGGGGGUGUGGCUUUUAUUGCUGUCCUAGAGCAUCACUUUGCUGGCUCAGUUGAUCCCGGUCUUGUUGGGUUAGCGAUAUCAUAUGCACUCUCAGUCACUAACCUCCUCUCUGGAGUUGUGACGUCUUUUACUGAAACCGAGAAAGAAAUGGUCAGUGUUGAAAGAGCAAUGCAGUAUAUCAGGGGAGCUCCUGUGGAAAGAAAUAAUGAUAAUAAUAAUUCUCCACCCAUUGAUUGGCCAACCAGAGGAGUAAUAGAAUUUCAAAGAGUGGUACUGAAGUACAGGGAAGGGCUAGCACCUGCCUUAAAAGGAAUUUCAAUUAAUAUAAGAUCGGCAGAGAAGGUAGGUGUGGUUGGAAGGACAGGUGCCGGUAAAUCGAGUUUGUUUCAAGCUUUGUUUCGUAUGAUUGAUCCGCUUGAAUCAGGAGCCAUCCUCAUUGAUGCCAUUAACAUAUCAACUGUAUCACUUGACAGAUUGAGGUGA